GUUGUUGGGAAUUUAAUUUAUUGAAAGGUUGUCUGCGACACAAUUCAGUCGUCUCGAGUGAUAAAUCAAAAAAUUUAAUAAUAAUAAUUGCUUAAACAAUUAUUUGUUUUGUUAAUCUUAUUAAUUUAUUUAAAAAAAGGAAAUUGGUUUAAACAAAAUGUAUAUGUACGAGCAGCCCAGUAAAAAUACGUUUACAACGGUUGAAGAAUUCCAAGAAGCCUUCAACCUCUUCGACAACCGCGGAGAUGGUAAAAUUCAACUUAGUCAAGUUGGUGAAUGUCUUCGCGCUCUCGGCCAAAAUCCCACUGAGUCCGAUGUCAAGAAAUGCACUCAUCAAUUGAAGCCCGACGAACGUAUCUCCUUCGAAGUGUUCUUGCCCAUUUACCAGGCCAUAUCAAAGGCACGUUCCGGUGAUACUGCCGAUGAUUUCAUCGAAGGUCUACGUCAUUUCGACAAGGAUGCCAGUGGCUUCAUUUCGACAGCUGAACUUAGGCAUUUAUUGACCACAUUGGGUGAGAAACUCACCGAUGAGGAAGUCGAACAAUUACUUGCUAACCAAGAGGACUCACAGGGUAAUGUAAAUUACGAGGAAUUCGUUCGAAUGGUUAUGAGCGGUUAAACAAAAAAAAAAAAAAAACAAGCACCAAUUAGCAUUUUUCUACCAUAAAACAAAAAUAUUAAAUUUAAAAAAAUAAAA
Molecule: messenger RNA, 697 nt
Organism: Eupeodes corollae
Lineage: Eukaryota; Metazoa; Arthropoda; Insecta; Diptera; Syrphidae
Gene: Mlc-c
Product: myosin-2 essential light chain
Exons: 2
Coding region: 158-619 (153 amino acids)
Cellular component (GO): myosin II complex
Molecular function (GO): myosin heavy chain binding; calcium ion binding
Source: RefSeq, a predicted model, not a curated record